This is a messenger RNA of Ostreobium quekettii, 951 nucleotides long. The record is from the annotation of a GenBank genome assembly. Lineage: Eukaryota; Viridiplantae; Chlorophyta; Ulvophyceae; Bryopsidales; Ostreobiaceae.
AUGCGGCCGUGGACACCUGCCCUCCUGGCGGCGUGCAUCUGCGCUGCCUGCUGCUGGGCGCCCCUCGUCGAGGGCAGGAGGAACCUUCGCUUCGUGGCUGAGGAAGACGAUGACGAGGAGACAUUCAACUUCGACCUUCAAAGGAUCAACUUCACCCUGAAGUCCAACUCGAUAGAGAAAUUCUGCUUCAACCACGAAGUUUCGUGUGUCAGAUACGAAGUACGUGCCAGAGAUGUUGAUACAGGUGAACCCGCCACCAUUCUGGCGCUGGUGACACCUUUCAGCGAGGCUGAGCGGGCUCAGGAGGAGGGGGUCAUCAGCACUGAGGCGAUGCUGGAGGGCACAUAUUGUCGCGCCAGCGGUCCCUGCAGGGCGAGCGCUCGCACCAGUGAUGCAGACGGGCUCUGUUUGUUGCUGGUGAAUGCGAACCUCCGGUUCGAACCCAGUGGCAACCUGGACUUCACCCCCGCCCAACAGGGGGACAUCCAUUUGGACAUCGACAUUGAUGGCUGCCCCACCACGUCGCAGAGGAUUGUCGCCAUAGCCGUCCCGAUCGCCGUCUUCGUGGGCGUCGCGGCGUGCUUCUCCACGUGGUGGAUUCGGCGCCGGCGUAAGGACCACAUGACCGCCGGCCCCCCCCCGGCCCGCCUUCCGAACUCCGGCUCCACUCAGGUGGCCAUGAUGACUACCUACAGCGCCAACCCGCAUGUCGACAGCGGCCUGCCACCCCCGCCCACGGUGACGCCUGCCAACCCGCAGUCGAUGGGCAGCUACGGGCCACAGGCGGUUUAUGCCCCCCAGCCCGGGUACGGAUCUCAGCAACCCUAUGGCGGGCAUGGAGUGUACGGGCCCCAGGCGCCAUACGCCGAGGGGGCCAACCCGGCGUACAUUGCAUCAGGCAUCAGGCAGGUGAACAGCAAGGGGUACCCCGUGGUGGUCGCGAAUGUAUGA